Molecule: messenger RNA, 4188 nt
Organism: Colletotrichum orchidophilum
Lineage: Eukaryota; Fungi; Ascomycota; Sordariomycetes; Glomerellales; Glomerellaceae
Product: DNA-dependent RNA polymerase
Exons: 1
Coding region: 1-4188 (1395 amino acids)
Biological process (GO): mitochondrial transcription
Cellular component (GO): mitochondrial DNA-directed RNA polymerase complex
Molecular function (GO): mitochondrial promoter sequence-specific DNA binding; DNA-directed RNA polymerase activity
Source: RefSeq, a predicted model, not a curated record
AUGCUCCUCAGGAACAGCCGGAGAAGUCUUUCUCUCCAUCACGCAACCGUUUUCCGACCCUCCCGACCGACACCAAGAUACCCAUUGACGACGAUAAAAGCAACCGAAAAAAGCAGACGACUUUUUGGCACACAGCAUGAUGGAAGGCCCACGCCGAGGAGAAACAGCCUGAGCGGUGGACGGAAUCUUGCCACCGCCGUUGACGACUACCAACCCAUCGAAAGCUCCAAUUACGACAGGCUGAAUAGCUCUGUGCUCCCAGCAUAUCAGAAUGCCUCGAGCCGCCCGAGAUAUCACGAGUUGCGCGCCUUCGAUCCCUCCUCGCCACUUGUCCUCCAAGAGUCCAACACAGCAUAUUUUGCCCGGUCAAAAACAAACACUAGCGGCGUUUCUGGAGAUGUCGAGGAAUUACUGCCGAUAUUCGAUGCUUGCAUCCGCGUUGGCAAAGUUGAUCGUGCAGAAAUGGUCCUUAAGCGCUUGAGUGCUUGCCAAGGCUUCCCCAGCGAAGACCUGAUUUUCCUUCACAACCGCUUCAUCCGAGCCUCCCUUGACCAGCUGCGUCUCCAUCCCAAUCGGAAUCAGGCCGAGAGUCUCCAUAAAUGGUAUGAGUUGUACAUCAAUAGCAAGGGCCUUCCUCAGACUGCUGAGACCAUCGCUUGCAUGCUCAAGGCCUCACUUCUUUCAGAACGAGAGUAUGAUAGACGUCAUCGAUUGGUCUCUCGCUACAUGAGGAUGGCGCCCGGCGAGGCGGGCUUGCAAGUUUUGUCCAUGGCAGAGAUCCUCAGCGACCAAGAUCUCGCAGUGAUUACGGAAAUUUGCCCGAUAUACAACCUUGCGCCAGAAGAAGAAACGGAUUCAAUCACCGAAACCAAGGAUGAGCCGGAUAUCAACGCUCAAGAAUCAAGCGAAACCCCGAGUUCCACUCUUGGAAAGCUUAUGCCGAAAGUCAUGGCCACGCCUCAGAAAGGCUUUGGACUGAAGAGUUUGAAGCAGACCUUGAGUCUCUUUGACGAAAUUCCUCAGGAAUGCGACAUCUCCACACUUCCGAUUCGCGAACGAAGAGAAAUCCAAGCCCGCCUCGAGCGCGACUGUGUCGAUGCAGCCGUCGAGCGAUGGCGCGAGGAGAACGAAUCUCUGCAAAAGAUGGGUCUCAAUACCUCCGUCUCCCACGCAUCACUCAACUCCCGCCUGUACGACUGGCAACUUGCAUUGGAGGCGCGACUGAAGGACGAAAUGGUCAAAAUCGAGGCAGCCGAGGCCGUGGCUAAGAAAACGCCUGAAGACUACGAUCGAUGUGUGUAUGGGCCAUUCCUCAGACUAUCUACGCCUAGCCGCCUUGCCGCGGUAACCAUCCUCAGCACCUUGAGCUCUACUGCUAUUACUGGUGUCGACCGCGGCAUGCCUCUCGCUGCCGCAAUCAGUGGCCUCGCAAAACUCACCGAAGAGGAUAUUCGAACUCAACUCGCGAGCCAGAAGGUGAAGAAGACCGCCAAGAGCAGAAAGGUGGUGAUGACAAAAUCUGCUCAGGGUGCAGACGAAACAUCAUCGAACAAGGCAACCAGCAAUACAUUGUUCAGUGACGAGCAAGCUAGGGACACCGCGCUUGCUGAUGCACCCUGGCCCCCUGCAGUGAAGGCCAAGGUCGGCGCGGCACUCCUCUCUGCUCUCCUUGACACCGCCAGGAUCAAAGUUGUGAAGGAACACCCCGAAACGAAGACCCUCAUCAGUCAGUUCCAACCCGCGUUUUCCCACGCUGUCCAGCUCAGGAAGGGCAAGAAGAUUGGUAUGAUCUUGCUCAACAAGGAGCUCGUCAGCAUCAUGAAGCGAGAACCCCAAGGCGACUUCCUGGCUAAGCACCUGCCCAUGGUUGUCGAGCCGGAGCCGUGGCAGACUUUCGACAAGGGUGGCUUUCUAGAAAGCAAAGCGAGUCUAGUUCGUGUAAAGCAGGGCGACAAGGACCAGAGGCUGUAUAGUGAAGCAGCCAUCGCCCGCGGUGACAUGGACCAAGUCUUCAAGGGGUUGGAUGUCCUGGGCAAAACCGCUUGGCGGAUUAACACCCCAGUUCUCAACGUUAUGCUCGAGGUCUGGAACACUGGCGAGGAGGUCGCGAAUAUCCCGGCGUUGAACCCCGACAUUCCUACGCCGUCCGAGCCUGAGUCCUUCGACGACCCUUCUGCCCGCAGAGCCUGGAUAAGAGCUGUCAAGACAGCUGAGAACGAGAGGGGUGGCUUGCACUCCGUACGCUGCUUCAUGAACUUUCAGUUGGAGAUUGCCCGUGCUUUCAGGAACCAAACAUUCUACUUCCCUCACAACAUUGACUUCCGAGGACGUGCCUACCCACUUCCGACCUACCUCAACCACAUGGGUGCUGAUCACGUUCGUGGCAUUCUUCGCUUUGCCGAGGGCAAAGAGCUCGGCGAGGAGGGUCUCAAAUGGCUCAAGGUUCACUUGUCCAACGUCUUUGGUUUCGAUAAGGCCAGUCUCAAGGACAGAGAAUCUUUCGCUAUGGACAACUUAGUCAACAUUAUCGACUCAGCCACCAACCCGCUUGAUGGCAACCGCUGGUGGCUGAAGGCCGAGGACCCAUGGCAGUGUCUCGCAGCCUGUUUCGAGCUAAAGGCAGCUCUUGAAUCUCCGGAGCCAGAAAAAUACGUCUCUAGUCUUCCGGUACACCAGGACGGUACCUGUAACGGUCUUCAACAUUACGCUGCCCUCGGUGGUGACAUUUGGGGUGCUCGUCAGGUCAACCUUGAGCCUGGUGACAAGCCUGCCGACGUCUACUCUGCUGUGGCCGACAUUGUCAAAGAUCACAUUGCCAAGGACGUGGAGGCGGGCAACCCUUUUGCGCUGGCUAUGGACGGAAAGAUCACGAGAAAGGUGGUCAAGCAAACCGUUAUGACAAACGUCUACGGUGUCACGUUCGCCGGUGCCAAGAAACAGGUCUGCAAGCAACUCGAUUCUCUGUACCCCAACUUGCCGAAGGAGUGUGGCUUCGACAACAUCGUCACCGCAUCUUAUGUCGCCACCCUUGUCUUCAAGGCUCUGUCAUCCAUGUUCCGCGGUGCUCACGAUAUUCAGUACUGGCUCGGCGAGAUUGGUGGUCGGGUUUGCAGGGCUCUGUCAGCUGAACAACUGGAGCGCAUCGCGAACGAUGGAAUCAUGCCCGCGCUAUCAAAGACGACAGCGAAGGCUACCGAGAAGAAGACUUCGACUGACGAACUCUUGGGACAAUUCCGCGCCACUAUCGUCUGGACCACACCGCUUCGCAUGCCAAUCGCCCAGCCGUACCGCAAGAGCGGGACCCGAGUUAUCAAGACAGCCCUUCAGGACCUUUCUCUGACCAUCCCCGAACGCUCCGACCCAGUCCACCGUAAGAAACAGCUUCAGGCGUUCCCUCCUAACUUCAUUCACUCCCUCGAUGCAACACACAUGCUGCUGUCAGCGCUGGAAUGCUCUGAACUCGGACUGGAUUUUGCUGCUGUUCACGACUCAUUCUGGACGCAUGCCUCUGACGUCAACACAAUGAACCGUGUCCUCCGUGACGCUUUCGUCAGAAUCCACGAGGAGGAUGUCGUCGGUCGUCUCGCCGCCGAGUUUGAGGCUCGUUACCGCGGCUCCAUCUACUUGGCAAAGAUCAACCAUGGAACCGAAGUCGAGAAGAAGAUCUCCGCCCUACGAAAGAAGUCGAAGAUGUCGUCCAAAGAUGAGCUUCUGCUAGAGUACAGGAGACAGACGCUCCUCCGCUCCGCCGACCCCGAGCAGAUUGCAGAGGCCAAGAAUAUGGUCACUCCCGCCAGCAUCUUUGAGGAGAUGGCAGCUGCCGAGGCUCUGGCAGAGCCCGAGGACAUGGAGGCCCUCGGCCUCGGCGAGAUUCCCGAGAACGCGGAUGAAGUCGACGUUAAGAUGGAGCUUGGUGCCGACGAGGAAGGCAUCGAUGCCGAGGUUUCCGCCGAUGCCGUUGAGGGAGAAGCCCUCGAGGGCGAGACACCCGGUUCUCAAUUCGCCUCACGAAUGUUGAACAACAUGAAGGAGUCUCACUUCAAGCAACAGGUAAUUUCGGGAGGACGGAGGAAGGUCACAAAGCCCGGUACCAUCGCGGUGUGGCUUCCACUGACGUUCCCCCCAAUCCCCGAGAAGGGCGACUUUGACGUUCAAAGACUCAAGCAGAGCGAGUACUUCUUCUCGUAG